AUGGUGCAGCCAACCGCCAACUCCUCGGGCGCUGCUGGAGACAUCUCCGUGAGGGAGUGGAUCUGCUGGGUGGGUACCUUCCACGCCGUCCACCGGCUUCAAUGCUUUCUUCGCCCGCCACUUGUGUCGCUCAAGCCUCCACCUUCUGUCGCCAGUCAUUCGAACCGCAGACUAACCUCUCGCGCGCACGCACAGGAAGGCGAAGCCCCGGUCGAGCCCACAUCGACCCUCGUCCUCACUGCACCUAGCAACACCUUUCUCGACACACGGCUGCUGCUCCCGACGCCCUUCACGCCGACCGCGGAGCGGCCUCUGCCCAACACGGGCGGGCCGCUCGACCGCCUCGAGUGGGCCUUCUCGGGCGUGUCAGAGACGCUGCCGCCCAUCGUCAUGUCGCAGACGCAGCACGUGGCCGCCCACUCGCACGCGCCGCCUCUGGCAUCCGUCGACUACCGUCGCCUGUGCGACUUCAGCAGCAGCGGCGGCGGCACGGUGACGGUGCCGCGGAAGCGCUGGAACCACGUCAUCGACAGCAAAUGCGUCGCACCUGGCCAGAAGCCGGCGCCCGACGAGGGCGAGAUGUACGCGGUCGCGGGCCGGCCCGAGGCGUGCUUGGAGAUUGGCAAGAUGGAGCGGGAGAAGGGGAGUGGUGUCGUGAGCCGGUACCAGGAGUUGUGGGUGUCGGCGGAGCCGAGGUUGGUCGGCUCGGAGACUCGUCGCCAGGGUGUCGUGCUCUCGCUCGACAUGCCCGAGCAGCAGGCCCGCGGCAUCAUUAUCCGCGUCGCGCAGUAUUGCCAGGCGCUGCUGAUAACCAAAGAUCAGAUCGACCUCGAGCGCUGGGAGUGCGUAGACGGGACCCGAGCCGAGUGGCAACGCGCGGCGAAGCUGGGGAGCAGGUUCUUACCGUGUUCCUGGACCUUCGAGGGCGGUCAGGCCAUUGAGGAGGGUGUAGCUGUUGGAAGCACACUGCAAGAUGGUGAAAUGAAGUGGCAAGUGCAGGAAAGGUUUGCGUGGGAUGGGAAAGCAUCGCUGGGCGGGUUUGGAGGGCCCAAGAGUGAGAGGAAGGAUCCACGCAACUGGGAAGCUCUUUUCCUCAUCCCCGUGCAAUUUGAGAAUGGAGGGCACCAAACCAUUCACGGCUAA
Messenger RNA from Diplodia corticola, 1143 nucleotides. RefSeq names its product sodium nucleoside cotransporter. The transcript has 3 exons. Bases 1 to 1143 code for a protein of 380 amino acids. The record is from RefSeq and is a predicted model, not a curated record. Lineage: Eukaryota; Fungi; Ascomycota; Dothideomycetes; Botryosphaeriales; Botryosphaeriaceae.